Haliotis rufescens (red abalone) is the source of this 5522-nucleotide messenger RNA. RefSeq lists its product as uncharacterized. Lineage: Eukaryota; Metazoa; Mollusca; Gastropoda; Lepetellida; Haliotidae. Gene Ontology annotation, molecular function: calcium ion binding. The coding region runs from base 175 to 2280 and encodes 701 amino acids. The record is from RefSeq and is a predicted model, not a curated record. The transcript is spliced from 19 exons.
UGUGGAGAAAGCGUGCCUGCCAACGGAAGAAAAUUAUCCGAGAAGAAAUGAUCAGUGAAAAGAUGGUCUGCUCAUGUGCGUGGCUUUGUGAAAAGAUGGGACCAAUACAUAAAACCCAAUGAAGAACAAGAAGAAUUUGACAACAGCCAACCUAACCCAAACUUGGCUCAAGUCAUGGACAUCAUGAAUGUAGGAGCUCCAAGACUAGGAAUCUCUCAACAUGAGCAGAAGAUCCCCAGGACCUCGGAAGUCCUGGCGCCAAGUCCCCAGGGGGACAGUAUGUUGUCUUCCAUGUCGGUCAUGGAUCAUGAUGGACAAAUGGAUGGACAGAUGGACGACCAGGGGACACAUGUUUCUGGGCUGGUUAACAAACACUAUGAUACACACAUGUGCGAUGAUAUUUAUGCAGAUUCUAGAGGGUCGGAAGGAGGAAUGUCUGAAUCUAAAGAUUCUGGAUAUGGAAUGAGACUGGAAAAAAAUGAACUGAGAUCACCUCGAGCUCCAAAUAAGAAGAAAAUUCUUCAGAAUUCCCAGGCAAGCAUGUAUUUGCCUAAGAUCCCUGGGCGAAAACAUUCAAAGUCAGGCCAGGGCAUGAAAUUGAAAGCAUCCAAGAAGAUUCAGCCCCUGGACACACGAAGCAAGGCCCAGGAUGACAUAGACUUGGAUGUGAAUCCUGAAGCUGUUCCCUUUUUACCUCAGAGCUUCAUGUCAUCCACGGUGUUGAAGAAAAUAGCUGUUCCGAAGCGUCAUUUGGACACAUUUGGAGGAAUGGAGUAUAACGUCACCGGGCGACGCGGGGUCAUUCUACACACAGAUAGAUACCAGUGGGCCUCGUUUCGACCUCUGGAUGGGAUGAGCCAGCGAGAUCGUCUAUUGGCGGAGUUGCUCUACAUGGAGAAGCUGCGUGGAGUGAAGCGGCGACGAGAGGUGCUGCCUCACCGAGCCCAGCUUGACCUUGUCAUGGGUGGCAAGAAGAUUGAAAUGGAAGAGAGAUUUGACAUUGCAAGAGAGAUCCAGAAGUUAAAGUCCCUGGUCUUGCCUCAGAAUGCAAAGGAUCUCUUCCAUGGAAGAGGGUUCCGACUGCCAGAUGGCCAUGGUUCUGUCAACCCAAGAGGUCAGCCAUACGACAUCACAGAGGAAAGGCGGCGUGCAGUUUCAGCAUCAGCGCCAGCACUUAUGCAGCAGCCAAUCAGGAUGAACCCCGACUUUCUCUCCCAGCGUCUCCCUUCGCAGGCGUCAAUCUUCAACUCUCCAAGUAAACUGAAGAAACGAGGACAGUUACCAAGCUUAAAUAGAGGCCGUGAUGAUAGAGACGAUUCCCCUGUUUUACUCUCCAGAGAGAAACGAACAGUUACAAACUUACAAGCACGUCUAAGUUUGCCGCGUACAAUGCGAGAUGAGUCUCACCCCAGCCUCAGGCCCCGCCACAGCGUCCUGCCCUCUGUGGAAGCCAACUCCCUCAACCGCAGCCCGGCAGCCUGGGUGGCCGACCAGAACCGCAGGAUCUUGGAAGGUCAAGACAGAGUGGAGGUGACAGUGCCACACAUAGAAGAUGACAAAUCUAGAAUCCCAGACAGUGACAUGGAGAUUGACCACACUGACCUGAGGCCAGAAGCUGUCAGUCCUGAAGCUCCACCCCCUACUACAGCAGCUCUGACAGUGACCAGCGGGCCAACGGCAGGAGGGGACGGGCAGAGUGUCAGCCCAGUCAAACCUACCACUCCUCACCCACUCAAGGGUGCUGAGUUGGUGGAGUCUGUGCCCGACACGGAGAAGGACCAGCUUCGUGCCACUUUCCAGCGCCUGGACACUGAUAUGGAUGGGAACCUCAACUACAACCAGCUGAAGACCCAGAUUCCAGACACACUGUCCCAGACACAGGAGGUGUUUACAAAGCAGGUGUAUGACAUCAUCCGCUCCAACAGCGAUGCCUUCAACGUCGAGGACUUCAUGAACAUGAAGCAGCUGACUCAAGCCCUGGAGAACCUAGGGGGAGAUGCCAAAAUGGCCUUUCAAGACCUGGAUACAAACAGCUUGGCAACUGCAAUACGGAAAUUUGUGGGAUUAUUUCAACAAGUUGACCGCAAUCACAGGGGUAAGAUAUCCACCGAGUCCCUGCAGGAGAUUCUCUGUACUGGACUUGAGAAGGACGUGAAAUCCGACCGCAGCAUGUGGACAAGCAUCACUACCACAAUGGGCAUUGACAGCUCAUCGCAUGUAACCAAAAUCGAGUUCCUGGCCCAUCUACCUUAUUUCUUGUCUUGGAUGCCCAAGUCUUGACAGGUUCAAUCAGAUGAUCAGUGCCAGACACUACUUUCUGUGAUAAGCUGAGAAUACGGUGAUAUUCCAUAAAAGCUGUUAUGGUUUGCACAUCUGCUGAUCCGUGAUGAAACACAACAUUGUUUUUUUUUGGGGGGGGGGGAGUUUUCAAUGUAAAGUCACAUGCAUCAUCUCUCUGCCUGCAUGUUGACUUGGAGUGAUAUACUGCUGAGUUAAAGAAAAAUAUGUUACCAUGGUUUCUCUAAUGAGUGUGGAAACUGUUGAUUCUGUGCUUGCAAAUAGUCGUUAAAUAGCCCCCAUAGGAUGAGGCUUCACACGGCACAGUCAUUCCCUUCUUAUUCUAAUCUCAAUCUUUGAACAGACACACAAGGAGAUGGAGUGUUCUAUGGUGAAGCUUGUACUAUAGAAGGGAGCACACUGCCACCACAUAGCCUUGUCGGCAGGUUGUGGCAGUCUGCUGCCCAUACUAACAUAAGGGUACUUUGGUUUGAAUUGUUUUUGCAAAAGGCUCAGGCAUUGGGCCAUUUGGUUCAUGCCCUCUAUGAUCAGCGUAUAAAAAAACAUGUCACACAGCCCCCUAUUUGUAGGGUCUUCAUUUGAGAACAAACUGAUGUUACUAUUACAGCCUUAAUUUUACUUGUCCUGUUUCUGUCAGUACAAUGGAUUCUAUGGUCAGCUGAUUAGUGUUGAACCAGUUGUAGAAUAUACAGCACGCACAUUACCUUCAUCUUUCUGGGGCGUUACCAUUCCCAAGACUUACUAAGGACGACUUAUUUCAUCACUAUUAUCAUUACAGAAAGUAUGGUGACAUUACGUUCACUGGUUAUUUAUGUUGAUAUUCCUUUGUUAUGGUGAUCAUCUAUUUAUGACGUGAAAAGCUUUAUACCUAGUAUCUUACCAAAGAAAGUAUUAUUUACAUCCCUUUACGGACCCCAUAUAUUGUCUGUACACUAUGUAAAUACAUGUAGCAUGCUUGUACAUGUGGUUGAGUACACAUUUAUAUUUUGUCAGCCCUGUUUAAUUACUUGUUUUGUACAUGUUGUUUCGGAAAUAUUCCUAUAUUUUCAGACCUGUUAUAAUGACUUGUUUUGUAAAUGUGGUUUAGGACAUACUCGUGUUAAGUCAGACCUGUGUCUGUAGACUUCACCUGAAGCAAAUAGAAACGUUUUGUUUCCCCCAAAUGAACCACAUGAGGUGAUUGUGUAUUACAGGCAAAAAGAUUAUAAAUAUCACAAAGCAAUAAUAAACUUAAUCAUUGAUUUAUUAUUUUUAACAAGAUAUUCAUGUAAUUUUUAUUCCUCCUACCAUCAGUGAUAUUUUGGGGAUAAAAAUCUGUUAAACGAGUGUUAUGAAUUGAUCUGGCCUUCCAUGUUCUAUGUUACAUGUGUCCAUUGAUGAAAGAUCAUAAUGUAGGUCUAAUAUUGUAGGGACGGUGGGGGAGCCUAGUGGUUAAAGCAUUUGCUUGUUACAUUGAAGACCCAGGUUUGAUUCCCCACAUGGGUACAAUUUGUGAAGCCCAUUUCAGGUGUCUCAUGUCAUGAUAUUGCUGGAAUAUUGCUAAAAGCAGUGCAAAACCAUACACUUCCUGUGUUAUUGUACAAAUCUACACCAGUGAAGUUGUACAGCGUGGCUAGGUUCUCUCAGUUCUUACAGAAGUGCACUGCUUACAUGUAGGUCAUUGUAAGCUGCCAUGCAGGAGUUUAUACUUUUGUAAAAAUGAGGGAAGCUUGAUAAUCAUCACGCUAAACAGGUGAUCAGUGAUGUAUGCACUGGGUAUGAAAUAUCUAAUUCCUCACAGAUGUUUAGGACUCUCAAAUUCCAAUUAUUCUGAUUUCUCAUGAAGACCUGUGGAGGAACUUCCACUGGUUGCUUCCCAUCAGUCUACUUGGGAUUGGAUUGGAACCAGAUGACAAUUUUCUGGUUGAUACUUAGUAUUUUGUUUGGUUCCGUUUCUUGAAUUACAGAUCCAUCAACCAAGUAAUUCACAUUCUGAAAAUAAGUAGGUCUUAUUUCUUUCCAUCAAUUCUGAUAAGAAAUUCCAUUUAUAUGAAAAUGUCCAGUUGAGAUGAUAUGGAAAACUAAAUAAACACCUUAUUGUGUACGCCAAACUUACAUAUAUUCCUCUGGACCAUACUUCUAAGUGAUCAGUUACAUUUUUAGUUUGUUUGGAUCAGCAAUCCUGUGGUUACAUGAUGUCUAAAACUAUCACCUCUAUGAUCAGAGAGGAAGGCAGGAAAGCAGGAAAGCAGACAUCUCCUUUAUAGCAUUGAUAGCCCUAUCAAGUCCUACAUCAAGCGGUUCAUGGGGUGGCAACAUUUCUACCCUUUCAAAGCAGGAGGCUGCCUCAUUAGGAGACACAGCUACAUCCUUUCACCUGGAAUCGCCCAAGCAGCCAUCAUUAUAACUUACCGUAUUCCCAUUUUAGUUGACCGUAUUUCCUCCAUUAGAUGCUGUAUAUCCAGUCUCUAAUUGAUGCCAGGUCAUAUACAGUGUGUUAAAAAGAAAUAGAAACUGGGCCUCUAAUACUGUGAUAUGAUUGUGAUUAGUAAGGAUCCUUUUUUUUUUAGCAAAUGUACCCAUUGGAUCUGGUAGGGCAGUGAGCUGGCACUGUGCCAGCAUUAAACAGAAUACAGUAAGGCACUGGGACGAUGGCAUGUCUUCUAAUAAGAGGAAAUAUGUAUUCUCAAGUGUUUGUCAUCCAUUUCAAGUCUGAAUCUCAAUGGUGUAAUUAGUGCCUUGUGUGGAACUGUGUUAUUUCACUGUGUAAUUAAUGAGGUUAACUGUUAGAAAGGCCUAUACAUCUUUACAUUGGACAAAGUGGAAUUUCAAUCACUUGAAUUAACUUGCUGGAACUGCCUAUUGUCCCAACUGAAUACAAUGACCAGAACUGAAGACUGUUUCAACAACUUAAACUUGUACCACCAUGGUUGUCCAGGCCAUUGUACCUGGUGUUUCUCACUUACAAACAGGAGAAUAUUAAGGCAUUCAAAGGGGAAAACUCUCACGAUGACAUUAUUUCUAUGAGACAGGUUUGUACUUAGGCUAGGAAUGUCCACGCCCACGCUGCUUGUUAUUAAAUAGUGGCAAGUAAGUCAUUAAUAUUCAUACCUAGUUAUGUUAACACACAGAAAUGUUUACCACAUAAAGAUUGCAACUUGUCAGAUUAUGAAGUAUGUUUCUUACUCAGUUAAUUGUUUGAUGUGUUGUUACCUGUGUCUUGGACAAAUAAACUAUGACUUUCA